This is a messenger RNA of Pelmatolapia mariae (spotted tilapia), 4797 nucleotides long. RefSeq names its product peroxisomal biogenesis factor 5-like b (gene pex5lb). Lineage: Eukaryota; Metazoa; Chordata; Actinopteri; Cichliformes; Cichlidae. Bases 179 to 1903 code for a protein of 574 amino acids. Gene Ontology annotation, molecular function: protein binding. Gene Ontology annotation, cellular component: cytosol; peroxisomal membrane. The transcript has 13 exons. Gene Ontology annotation, biological process: protein import into peroxisome matrix, docking. The record is from RefSeq and is a predicted model, not a curated record.
GAGCAGAGUGAGAUGCGUCCCGGAGCCUGAGGCGUUCGGACGAGUCGGAGCCGGACGCGGAGCUUUCAGGCGGGGAGCCUCCGGAGAGACACCGCGCGGUCUGUCGCACUGAAGCCGGGCGUGGGUGCACUGCGCUGCGCCUCCAGCUGCGUGCCGCUGAAAGCUGCAGGACUGAGACAUGUACCAGGUCCAGCUGGUCGGGGAGCAGCAGGAGAGCCGGCCCCUACUGAGCCCCUCCAUCGAUGACUUCCUGUCGGAGAGCCGGAGCGACACCCCCUCCGCCCGACCGCUCACCUCCAACACAGCAGUUCUGUCCACAGCUCUGGAUCUGGUGGACCUCAGCGAGCUGGGGGAGAGCAGCGGGGGGAGCAACAAGGAGCGGAGGAGGAGCCCUCUGAGGAAGAAGGGCAGCUCGAAGAGUCCGCGACGCCGAGCCAAACCCGAGGAGACGGAGCUGAUCCAGGUGCAGGUGGAACACCUGCCCGCUAGUCCCAGAACACCUGAGAGGAUCUCCCUGGACUCAGUCAGCCUGUCGUCUCCUCUGGAGAAAUGGGAGGAGGUGAAGCUGGACGUGGAGGACAGCGGGCGCAGGAGGAGAUACGAGAAGAGAUGCACCUCCCAUCACUCGUCCAGUGAACUGCUGUGGUCUGCAGAGUUUAAAACCGACCCGCUGACCAAGAACAGCUUCAACAUCCACAGCUUCGACGACCUCGACUUCAUUUCUUCAACACAGGACUGCGGGGCGUCCCGGCAGCGCAGACGGACUCGCUCUCUGCUGGUCAGGAACGAGUCUCUGGAGGACGAGUUUGUCCGGGCGAAAGCUGCUGUGGAGUCGGACACAGAGUUCUGGGACAAGAUGCAGGCAGAGUGGGAGGAGCUCGCUCGGAGGAACUGGCUGGAGGACUCCGAGGACCAGCAGCCGAUCCCGCCCACCGUCUCACCUGCAGAGAAGGGUUACUAUUUCAACACCAACAACCCGUACAGAGACUGGCCCAACGCCUUCGCCGAGGCUCAGGAGAAAGCUCGGGAGGGAGACCUGAACACUGCCGUGCUGCUGCUGGAGGCCGCCAUCUUGCAGGACCCGCAGGACUCAGAGGCGUGGCAGAUUCUGGGGAUGACUCAGGCUGAGAACGAGAACGAGCAGGCCGCCAUCGUGUCGCUGCAGAGGUGCCUGGAGCUCCGCCCCAACAACCUGCCGGCCCUCAUGGCGCUCGCCGUCAGCUUCACUAACAGCGGCAUGCAGCGGGAGGCCGGCGACGUGCUGCGUCGCUGGAUCUGUCACAACCCGCGAUAUAAACACCUGGUCCAGGACAGCAGGAGUCCGCUACAGGGCUCCCCGGCCAUGCUGUGCAGGGGCCCCCACACCUCCACACCUGCCAGGUGUGAGCUGCAGGACGUGCUGCUCCUCUUCCAGGAGGCGGCUCUGCUGAAUCUGGACUGUGUGGAUCCUGACCUGCAGACCGGGCUGGGAGUCCUCUUCAACCUGAGCUCAGACUUCGACAAGGCGGUGGAAGCUUUCAGUGCAGCGCUGUCUGUCAGGCCACAGGACUAUCUGCUGUGGAACCGUCUGGGAGCCACACUCGCCAACGGAAACCGCAGCGAGGAGGCGGUGGAGGCGUACACCAGAGCUCUGGAGCUGCAGCCCGGAUUCAUCCGCUCGCGGUACAACCUGGGAAUCAGCUGCAUCAACCUGGGAGCGCACAGGGAGGCGGUCAGUAACUUCCUCACGGCGCUGAACCAGCAGAGGCGGAGUCAGCGCUGCAGCCAGCAGCAGAUGUCGGCCAACAUCUGGGCCGCCUUGCGGAUCGCCAUCUCAAUGAUGGACCGCCCCGAGCUGUUCCAGGCCGCCAACAUGGGCGACCUAGAUCUGCUGAUGAGGGCCUUCGACAUGAGCGACGUCUGACGGCGAGUCAUGGGAAGGCGGAGCCUUGCUCCCAGAGUCACGGGAGCCCUUUAGCUUCCUGUUUGUAGCUCUGCAUUCUCAACGCCGUCUGCAGGUCUGAACACGACCAGGUCGAUCAUCUUAUCACCUUUAACAAGAAGAUUGAAUUCAGCUCCUCCUCUUCCUCCUUGUCACCUGCGCUCACCUGCUGCUGAUUUUCCUCUGCUCAUCGGUCACUUCCUGAUGGUCGACUUUAAACGUGAUGUCGUGAGGGAUGAAGAGGAGGAGGAAGGUCUGGACCUCACUCGUGGACUUGUCAGAGCAGCUUUGCAUGAUUCACGGCUCAAAAUAAUCCUUCUUUAUCUGACACAAACUUUCUUUUCAUGGCUGUCCUUCAUGAAAGGAAAGUUUGAACAUCAGGUGGGCGGAGCUUAUGUACUCGCAGCCAGAGAUGUCCUCCUACAUGCAGCAUAGACGUAGCCACCGUGAGCACCUUUAUGAGCAUUUUCACCUUCGUGGUGUUUUGAAAGUGGGCGGCUCUGACGCACUCGUGGAAGCCCCGCCUCCAUCCUCCACCGCAGCCUGCUUCUCUGUCUCCUUCCUCUGUCAGCUGCUCUCCACAGCGGAUCAUCUUCUAUCCCAGCAUCCUCCAACCCGCUCCACUACGUCCAUCCAUAAACCUCCUCUGAGCUCUUUCUCUUCUCUUCCUGCCUGAAGCUCCACCUUCCUGCUUCUGCACAUGCUCAGACCAACUGAGCCAUUCGUCUGAUGGACUCAUGUCUGAUCCUGUCCAUUCUGCUCACUCCCAGUGGACACCUGAACAUCCCAGCAGGUCUCACUACCAUCUUUAAACCUUCUUCUCCUUCUGUCACCUGGCUCCGCCCACUCUGCCCCUCUGCACUCGGUCUCCUGCUUUGUAUUAAUGGGACCAGAAUUUAGAAAAUAAACUUUGUUUUUUAAUGAAUCAGACGUGAAACCAGUGACUCAUCAGGAAAGACUUCCCUGCGCUCAUUUUCUCAUGGACUUGUAUACAGUCGGACACCGGAGUCGCCCUCUGCUGGCCACCCUGUUAUGUCCAAACCCCAGAAUCUCUUCAGUGGUCGUUCUCACCUCUGUAGCUUUUCUAUCGGCUCUGUUCACUUGCAGCACGUCUUUCAGCUCAGGUUUUAAAAACUCACGAUGUCCGUGGACAUGAAGCUUAGCACCAGGUCCUUUCCUAACGAAUAAUGCAAACCACGGAACUGCAGGAGUGAGGAGAAGCAGAACACGCCCACUUUAAGGCUUUUUUCCUCGCAUGUUUCUUCACCUUGUUACUUUUAACCCUUUAAAGCCAUAAAACAGCAGCAGGGGUCUGUUAGCAAAGAACCAGGCUGCAAAAAAGUUUCCACCUCUGCCGUGAAAAGGCAGCAACUCGCCUCUGUGUGUCGCCUCCUGCAGGCAACAGCUGGUGCUGCAGCAGCAUUUAUUUAAAUCAAACCAAGAGGCCACCUUCGCACCUGAGAUCAGGUGUGGUGCUAAAGAUGAAUAACAGAAGUCAUAACUCAGAAUGCUAACGUUAACGAGGCCUCACAGAAAGUUUUCCAUGUGGUGAUGAUGAAGCAGCUGUAUCAGGGCUAGCGCUGCCUGCAGGAAGGGUUCGGGCAUGUGUCGUGUUCAGAUAUUUUCCAAAGGAAUUCAGGAGAAAUAUCUGUCGUUUAAAAAGAUUUAAUUUGCUUUGGCAGUUGAAAUGACAAGCUACAGCGCUGGACCCCUGUGUGACACAGCCGUCUGUCUUCACACAAACGAUGACCCUCAGCGGGCCUACAGCUUCUUCCAGAACCAACGUGGCAGUCUGCUGGAUCCCUAUGAAUCCUUCCGUCUGCUAACCUCCGACCUCGCCUCGUAUCUGCUCCUUCCUCUGUAAGAGACAGAAAAGAAGAACACCCCGCUGCCUAGCCUUGAUCAUUUUAAUCCCACUGCUGAUUCCAAUAUCUAUUUCAGGACAUUCUGUUCAGACUCUCCCAGAGAAUAUCCCUCAAACCCUGGAGUGUAAGCAUGCUGCAAAACCCUCCGUGCGCUACGUCUACGCUUCAAUAUUUCAAAUCCAGUCAUGGCGCUGGACGAAGCUUUUGACCCUCAAACACGGAGCGCCAACAUGUUUAUGAGCACAUUUCCAUUGUGUUUAUAAAAAAAUAAUAAAACAGCUUUAUUUAAUCAUUUUAAACCCUAACAUGUCUCACUGAUGCAGCGUCACUUCUGUGCGUUAAAGUUUUUCACAAAAAGACUGCAGCGGUUUCCCGCCUGGCCUGGAGGUGGCGCUCAUCGUCCCGUCAUACCUGCUGCUGUUCCUGUGUUUGCCUGUGGGAGGCGCCUGUGAUUGAUUCCAAACAUUAACAUGUUAUAGUUUAAAACUGAUGUUUGUAUUAUUGUUACAGUUUCUGUGUUUUAUUCUGAAAAGUCGUGUUCAUGCUCUGUCCCUUCCUUCCUGUCGCUGGUUCUCAGGUGAGUGUGAGAAAACGUGCAGCAGCUAAAUCAAAGCAGCGUUCCCGAGUCCUGGAGCGGUGAAGGCUUCCUGUCAUGUCGUUAGUUCGGGACGAUUUCCUGUCUGUGGGUUUUUCCAGAGCAGCUGACAGGAAACCACAGCGCUUCUCAUUCUGAGGGUUUUAAUGUGUUCGAGUCAGGCCGCCGAGGUCGCCCAAGUAACAAAAGCAAAGAGGUCGAGAAAAGGAAAAAGCCAGCGCGUUUCAUCCACAGCUUCCUGCUUCAGAGAUUAACGGGAAGAUUCACAAACUUCAUCCACACGAUGAUGAGGAGUGUGAAUCUUCGUCCUGCUCUUCUUCACGUCUGUACGGUUCUGAUGUAAAUGACUGUACGGACAGUAAUCACAUGUAAACUGAUGAUAUUUAGAAUUAAACGGGUGAUACAGAAACAGCUCA